AUGGCGCGCUUCCGAAAAUAUCAUGCAGUGACGGGUGAAUACGAAGCAUGUACAUGGACAAUGGCGAUAGAGAAGGGUUCUCGAGAGCGUUUUCUGAGCUUUGAGAUGGACAUGGAGUUAGGUUCCAAGUAUACCGCAAAGCCUACCACCACCUCACCAUCUUGCGACGAGUUUAUUAUUCGAGUCAGCUACGAAACCCUCGGCAACACAGCGUCGUUGCAGGUGGAAGAGGCAUUCGUGGCGUCAAACACACCCCCACGUCGCGAGGCAUCAAAGAAGUCGAUCCCGGAUUUUCAAAUCGCUGCUGCCGCAAUAUAG
This is a messenger RNA of Plenodomus lingam JN3, 318 nucleotides long. The record is from RefSeq and is a predicted model, not a curated record. NCBI's taxonomy places the organism in Eukaryota, Fungi, Ascomycota, Dothideomycetes, Pleosporales, Leptosphaeriaceae.